AUGAGUUCCCGAGGUCGAUCUAGUGAUAGAUCGUUAGAUAGAAGCACUCGGUUUAGUGCAGGUCGAGGUCGGGACACUAGAGGUGGGCGAGGUGGAACUCGCGGGGGCCGGGAUUCUCGUGAUGACUUCCGAGGCAAAUUUAAAAAUGAUCAACCAGGAGGUGCUCUACGCAAGAUUCGCUGGGACAACGUCCAACUUACACCCUUUCAGAAGAACUUUUACGUACCUCAUCCAAAUGUGCAAAGGCGAUCGAUGGCUGACGUCGAAGCGUACCGUAGUGAGCAUCAGAUAACAGUAAAGGGUCGAGAUGUACCUGCUCCUAGUAUAUAUUUCGAGGAAGGGGGUUUCCCUGAUUAUGCUAUGAAAGAAAUUUUAAAGCAAGGAUUCCCAAAUCCAACACCUAUUCAAGCUCAAGGGUGGCCGAUAGCCUUAUCAGGACGAGACAUGGUGGGGAUUGCGCAGACUGGUUCAGGGAAAACACUUGCAUACAUUUUACCCGCUAUUGUACAUAUCAUCAAUCAGCCUAGACUAUUGAGAGAUGAAGGACCAAUAGUACUUGUAUUGGCUCCAACUAGAGAAUUGGCUCAGCAGAUUCAACAGGCUCUGCAUUCAAUGAAUGGGAUAACUGCAGAUGUGUCAGACGGAAAUCCAAACAACAUGGAUAUAGUAGCUCAUGAUUUCGGACAGAGUGUGCAAGUGAGAAACACUUGCAUUUUCGGUGGGGCUCCGAAAGGGCCUCAGGGGAGGACACUGGAGCGAGGUGUUGAGAUUGUGAUAGCUACACCGGGUAGACUGAUUGACUUCUUGGAAAAAGAUACGACAAAUCUUCGUCGUUGUACAUACUUAGUACUGGAUGAAGCAGACAGAAUGUUGGAUAUGGGUUUUGAGCCACAGAUUAGAAAGAUUAUUGAGCAAAUUAGACCAGACAGACAAGUCCUUAUGUGGUCAGCGACAUGGCCAAAAGAAGUUCAGAAUCUAGCUGAAGAGUUCCUUCAUGAUUACAUUCAGAUCAACAUUGGAUCUCUGUCACUUUCUGCCAAUCACAAUAUCCUACAAAUAGUGGAUGUGUGCGAGGAGUGGGAGAAGAAUGAUAAACUAUUGACCCUACUUACCGAGAUAUCCUCUGAAGAAGAAACCAAGACUAUAAUAUUUGCUGAGACCAAGAGAAAGGUGGACGAUAUAACGAAGACAAUAAACCGCGCCGGGUGGCGCGCGCUCGCCAUACACGGCGACAAGAACCAGCAGGACCGCGACUACGUGCUGCAGCAGUUCCGCCACGCGCGCUCCUCCAUACUGGUCGCCACCGACGUCGCAGCGCGGGGACUCGAUGUGGAAGACGUCAAGUUCGUGAUCAACUACGAUUAUCCGAAUAAUUCAGAAGAUUAUGUGCAUCGUAUCGGAAGAACUGGACGCUCUCAUAAUACAGGCACGGCGUAUACGCUUUUCACGCCCAAUAACUCUGCUAAGGCCAAGGAUCUGCUCUCAGUCCUGCAGGAGGCUAACCAAGUGGUCAACCCUAAGUUGUUAGAGCUGGCCCAAUGCGGGAUGGGAUUCAAGGGGAAAUAUGGUCGCGGCAGGUUCCGGGAGCGCGACGACAGCUCCAGCGGGCGCGGCCGCGGACGCGGCGCCUCGCGCUUUAGCGACCGCAGCUCAAGAUGGGAUAGCAGUUCAAAUGGACAAAGCUUCGAUCAAGGAUCGAAUUCAUCCUACAAUCGUCAGGGCUUCAACAAUAGGGAGGGAGGGUUCAGAGAAAGGGAGGGUAGUUUCAGAGGACGUGGAAGGGGGAGAGGGAGGGGUGGUUACAACCAAAACCAGGGUUCAACCGGUGGUUACAACCAAGGGUUCAACCAAAACAACCAAGGGUUCAACUCGGCACCCAAUAGCUAUUACAAUAUGUACUCCCAACCCCCACCCUCUAAU
Molecule: messenger RNA, 1920 nt
Organism: Brenthis ino (lesser marbled fritillary)
Lineage: Eukaryota; Metazoa; Arthropoda; Insecta; Lepidoptera; Nymphalidae
Source: the annotation of a GenBank genome assembly